CAGUGCAAAAGUUUCAAAAAUCCAAUUUCUCAGCGAUCAAACACACAGUCUCGCUCUCAACAAAAAUGGAAGAUCUAUGUAAUUCCUCGAUGAGGUUCUUCUCCGAUCAACACCUCUGCUUCGCCGAUAUCAUCCCUCCUUCUGAGGUCCGAGCGAGAAUCGAAGUUGCGGUGCUCAAUUUCCUCAGGAUCUUGACCUCUCCGGCUCCUGCAAUCUCCGAUCUUCCUCUGAUCAAUAGGAAGUCAAGCAAUAGGCGAGUGAGUCAAGGACUGUUAACUGAAGUUUCAUGGAUUUUUCUCUCUCACUCCUUUUGCACAAGGUCUUUGAUGCGAGCCAAUGCCGCUAAAGCCUUCAUUCGAGUGUGGAAGGUGAUGGAGAUGUGCUUUCAGAUUCUGGUGCAAGAAAAGCGGGUCACGCAGAGGGAGCUCUUCUACAAGUUGCUUUGUGAUUCUCCAGACUAUUUUACUUCUCAGUUGCAGGUUAACAGGACAAUCCAAGAUGUAGUAGCAUUGCUUCGAUGUAGCCGAUUCAGUCUUGGAAUCAUGGCAUCUAGCAGAGGACUUGUUGCAGGGCGCCUGUUACUGCAGGAGCCAAACGAAGAGGUUGUGGAUUGUUCUGCUUGUGGAUCAUCUGGGCAUGCUAUUUCUGGUGAUCUGAAUUUGUUAGAGAAGUUGAUUUUAAAGACAGAUGCACGGUACAUUAUUGUAGUGGAAAAGCAUGCAAUAUUCCAGCGGCUAGCAGAGGAUCGCAUAUUCAACCAAAUUCCAAGCAUUCUAAUCACCGCAAAAGGGUACCCAGAUAUUGCCACAAGGUUUCUUCUUCACCGAUUAAGCCGGGCUUUUCCAGACUUGCCUAUUUUAGCACUGGUUGACUGGAAUCCAGCUGGAUUGGCUAUACUCUGCACCUUCAAGUUUGGAAGUAUAGGGAUGGGACUGGAGGCAUACAGAUAUGCUUGCAAUGUGAAAUGGUUGGGACUUCGAGGAAAUGAUCUACAACUCAUACCUGAACAAUCUAUGGUUCCACUGAAACAGCGGGACUUGCAAAUUGCUACAAGCUUGAUGUCCUCAGAAUUCUUGCAGGAGAACUACAGAGAAGAACUAGCAGUAAUGGUUCAGCUUGGUCAGAGAGUAGAAAUCGAGGCUCUGUACUUCCACGGAUAUGGUUAUUUGGGAAAGUAUAUAGCAAAGAAAAUUGUACAAGCCAAUUACAUCUAACAAAAUAGUCCCUAUAGGUAUGGAAAGAAGAUUGUUCAAGGAGUGGAGACGAGCCCAUUGCUAAUAAGAUGGAAAUAUACAAGAGCAUAGCUAUUAUGUACUUGUGAUCAGCAAUAGGUUGGAGUACCAAUGUACAUGAUACGCCAGCCACAUUCCGAUCAAAUCAUAGGGAACCUAACACCACAAGCAAGUCUGACAAUUUCAAGUUGCAAUGCCUAGGACACUAUUGUUUGACAACUAAUUCAGAUAAGCAGCCGUAAUUCCACAAAUAAUUUGAUAA
Messenger RNA from Quercus lobata, 1494 nucleotides. It is a transcript of the gene SPO11-2, whose product is annotated as sporulation 11-2. The transcript is spliced from 11 exons. Lineage: Eukaryota; Viridiplantae; Streptophyta; Magnoliopsida; Fagales; Fagaceae. Gene Ontology annotation, cellular component: nuclear chromosome. Gene Ontology annotation, biological process: reciprocal meiotic recombination; meiotic DNA double-strand break processing; meiotic DNA double-strand break formation. The record is from RefSeq and is a predicted model, not a curated record. Gene Ontology annotation, molecular function: DNA topoisomerase type II (double strand cut, ATP-hydrolyzing) activity; DNA binding; ATP binding. The coding region runs from base 66 to 1214 and encodes 382 amino acids.